AUGGCCAAUCGUUUACAAAAUUUCAUAAAAAUAUUUAUUCCUAAUAAUAGUAUAAAAUUGAAAUAUAAGCCAACUCGACUUCAGACAAGCCCUACUUCUCGAGUAUUGCGGAAAAGAAAUAUUGUUUUAAACCAAAAAAUGCCUAAAACAAAACCAAGUUAUUACGCAGUUCGUAUUGGCCGUAAACCUGGAAUCUAUAAAACUUGGUUAACAUUACUUUAUGUUAGAUAUUCAUUACUAUCAAUGUAUUCAAGUCUAAUAUUCCGCUAUUUACCAUUUC
Molecule: messenger RNA, 280 nt
Organism: Dentiscutata erythropus
Lineage: Eukaryota; Fungi; Glomeromycota; Glomeromycetes; Diversisporales; Gigasporaceae
Source: the annotation of a GenBank genome assembly